AUGACGACUGCACACAGACCCACGUUCGACCCUGCCCGGGGUAAAGAUGCGCAGAGAGGCCCAGCAUACCAUCAACGUCUGCUACCAGCUCACACGCAACUGAAAGUCCGACAGCCAGGACAAGGCGGCGAUGCCGACCACGAAGUUCGCGACCUGCGCGCAGAACUACUCGCAGCCGAAGCAGCCCACUUUGCCAAAGUAAAGGGCGGCCCAGCUCCUACGCCUUCAAUUGCAGAUUCGGAGGUGCAAACGAAUACGGCGAAGAGACAGCUUGAGAAUGGCGAGGAGGAGGAUGUGGAUGCUAAGCGGAGGAGGAUAUUAGAAGAGACGAGGGAUAUUGAUGCAGAUUCAGAGAAUGAUGAGGAUGAUGAUAGUAGUGACGAUGAUAGUGAUGAUGAGGACGAGACUGCAGAGCUACAAAGGGAACUGGAGAAAAUCAAACGAGAACGAGCCGAGAAGAGAGAGCAGGAGGAGCGAGAAAAGGCCGCCGAAGAAGAGGCUGCGCGGGAACAUGAUAUUGCUCUUGGCAACCCUCUCUUGAAUCCCAAAGCCGAUUUCAACGUCAAGCGCCGAUGGGAUGACGAUGUAAUCUUCAAGAACCAAGCUCGCGGGACCGAGGACAAGGGAAAGAAGAAGGAAUUCGUCAAUGAUCUUCUCCGAUCUGAUUUCCAUAAACGUUUCAUGAGCAAAUACGUGAGAUGA
This is a messenger RNA of Cadophora gregata, 702 nucleotides long. It is a transcript of the gene CWC15, whose product is annotated as complexed with cef1p. Gene Ontology annotation, molecular function: RNA binding. Lineage: Eukaryota; Fungi; Ascomycota; Leotiomycetes; Helotiales; Ploettnerulaceae. The record is from RefSeq and is a predicted model, not a curated record. The coding region runs from base 1 to 702 and encodes 233 amino acids. Gene Ontology annotation, cellular component: catalytic step 2 spliceosome. Gene Ontology annotation, biological process: mRNA cis splicing, via spliceosome. The transcript has 9 exons.